AUGGGGCCAGAUUCACCAUCCUCCUGCUUUAAGGGGCUAGACUUGAAUGAGAAAGAGGCCCUGGAGUGCAUAGAUGCCUUUCUGAAGGACAAUGAACAGGACGAGGCCCAGAAAAUGAAAUUUUUGAAGGACAUCAUCAUCCUCAGCAGAGCCAUCUGGGCUAGGAGCCCAAAAAAACCCAUGGAUAAUGUGACCAGCAAAGCCCUGCUAGUGGAGAAGAUAAAGGAGCUGAUUCAUCACGAGUCCGUCGACUCCCUGACCAACAUGGUGCGUCAGCAAGCGAUGCUCGCCAUCAUGGAGCUGAGCAAAGUGAAGCCACCGCUGCGGGGCCUGGAACAAUCCAGCCUGCUGGCUACCUGCUUCUCCAGUGUCUUCUCCCUGCCUCCAGCAGAGACCAUGCAGGGCAUGGAGGCUGCUCUCUACACCAAGGUCCUGCUCCCCUGGACCGCAUCCAAGGAGGUGCAUGAGCGGCUGAGGGCAGUGGAAAGGAUCACCUGCCUGACGGAAUUCAUGGCUGAAAAACCCAAAUUCAAGGGAGCGGAGGAGUUCAGAGUCCUGGGCCAGCUGGUGGGGUGUGUCACUCUGUGCCAUCUGGAGCAGGAGAUCUGCCGAUCGUCAAUGUUGGCAUCUUACCACCUCUACUCCUUCAUGCUGCAGCUAAAAUCCACAAUGAUGGUGGGGAACAGUGCAGAGUAUCGGCAGUUCCUCGAGGACGAGCAAACCCUGUACGGCUCCUGGGACACCUUGUUCACCAACACCAGCGAUAUCGCAAGCGUGUCGGAGGCUGUGAGGAGUAUUUACAAGAACCUGGACUCCAUCAGCGAGCCGCUGUCCCGGAAGGAGCUGUUCAGGACCCUUCUCGUGCUGGGCAACCAGUACAGCGAGGAGGUGGUCAGAACCCUGCUGGGCUGCUCGCUGUCAUGUGACAGCGUUGCUGCGGAGAUGUGGAGGAUGCUGAGAUCCUACUGCCAGACCACAGGAAAGAUCCUAAAGGAGCUGCUCAACACGCUGCAGGAGCAGCCGCUGGACCACCAUCAUGUCUCUCAGAGAGAGGCCCCCUUGGCCGUGUCCAGCAGGCUCCGGGUGCUCUCCAUCACCCUCUUUAAACACCUGCUGGAGCUUGUAAGGGGGCUCAACAGGAGGCGGAUGAAGGAGCAUGUGCUCCAGAGCCUGGUCCCACUGCUCCUCCUUGUGCAUGAUGGGCGUCCCAACGUGUCCCAGGUGCUGAAGCGGCGGCGCACCGCGCUGGAGCGGGCCGAGAAGUUCCUCUCCGAGCCCCGCUUCCCCGACUGCAACCUCCGGGGCAGGUGGGAGCCGGACCGGUCCGCCGUUUUGAAUGAUACUUGGGUCUCCUUCCCUUCCCGGUCUGAGGAUUCUACCUUCGUUAGCUCCAAGAAGACACAAUACGAAGAACACAUCUACAGAUGUGAGGACGAGCGUUUUGAGCUGGAUGUUGUCUUGGAGACCAACCUGGCAACAAUCAGAGUCUUAGAGGCAACUAAGAAACUCUCCCGCUUGUCUGCUGAGGAGCAAGCCAAAUUCCGGCUGGACAACACUCUGGGUGGCACGUCGGAGGUGAUCCACCGCAAGGUGCUGCAGAGGAUAUAUGCUGACAAAGCGGCCGACAUCCUAGACGGGCUGAGGAAAAACCCAUCUGUUGCAGUUCCUAUUGUGCUGAAAAGGUUAAAGAUGAAAGAGGAAGAGUGGCGAGAAGGCCAGAGAGGAUUCAACAAGGUCUGGAGGGAGCAGAAUGAGAAACAUUACCUGAAAUCCCUGGAUCACCAGGGCAUCAGCUUCAAACAGAAUGACACCAAGGCCCUGAAAUCCAGUUCACUGCCAACUCACCCAUGCUCUGUGUAUUUGCUCUUCCUCCCUCAGAGGCAAGAGCAGGCAUCAGAAGAUAAUGCUGGAGUACCCAUAGGCCCACACCUGUCACUAGCCUAUGAGGACAGGCAAAUCCUGGAGGAUGCUGCUUCUCUUAUCAUCCACCACGUGAAACAGCAGACAGGAAUUCAGAAAGAGGACAAGUACAAAAUCAAGCAGAUCAUGUACCACUUCAUUCCGGACUUGCUGUUUGCUGGGCGGUGCGAGCUCUCAGACGUGGAGGAGGAAAUGGGUGUGGAUGAACCCACUGGGGCUGCGAAAAAGCACAACGGACAACACAGCGGCCCAGAAGCUACCGGGGGGGAGGGGCGGAGGGGGGACGAAGUGUACAGCCUCUUCUAUGUCAACAACAACUGGUACAUCUUCAUGCGGCUUCACCAAAUCCUAUGCUUGCUGCUGCUGAGGAUUUGCACCCAGGCUGAGCGGCAAAUCGAAGAGGAGAACCGGGAAAGGGAAUGGGAGCGGGAACUUCAGCACACAGUGAGCGAGGAGAUCUGCAUGCAGGUGACAGAGCUUUACCUGUCGGAGAAUAGCAACGGAGCUACCGGAGGCCUGCUGUCGUCACAGUCAUCUCGGGCCCUUGUGGAGGCCACGUACCAGCGCAAAGCCGAGCAGCCCAUGUCAGACGAGAACUGUUUCAAGCUGAUGUUCAUUCAGAGCAGAGGCCAGGUCCAAUUAACUAUCGAGCUGCUGGACACCGAAGAGGAGAACUCGGAUGACUCCGUAGAGGCAGAGGGUUGGUCAGACUACGUAGAACGGUACGUCAGCUCUGAUUCUACCUCUCCCGAACUUCGGGAACACCUGGCCCAGAAACCGGUUUUCCUGCCAAGGAACCUGAGGCGGAUCCGUAAGUGUCAGCGUGAUCGGGAGCAGCAGGAGAAGGAAGGGAAGGAGGGAAACAGUAAGAAGUCCAUGGAGAAUGAGGAGAGCUUGGACAAGCUGGACUGUAAAUUCAAACUGAACUCCUAUAAGAUGCCGCGUGCCAGAGAUUGCCGACCUCUGGUGUACAUGAUCAAAUCAGAGGAUUACAUGUACAGGAGGACUGCUCUGCUGUGUGCUCAGCAAUCCCAUGAAAGAGUGAGCAAGCGGCUGCACCAGCGGUUCCAAGCCUGGGUGGACAAAUGGACCAAGGAGCAUGUGACCCGUGAAAUGGCAGCUGAGACAAACAAGUGGCUAAUGGGAGAAGGGUUGGAGGGUUUGGUGCCCUGUACCACUACCUGUGAUACAGAGACCCUGCACUUUGUGAGCAUUAACAAGUGCCGUGUCAAAUACGGCACAAUAUUCAAGACACCGUAA
Emys orbicularis (European pond turtle) is the source of this 3180-nucleotide messenger RNA. Its product is annotated as paired amphipathic helix protein Sin3a-like. Gene Ontology annotation, molecular function: transcription corepressor activity. Gene Ontology annotation, biological process: negative regulation of transcription by RNA polymerase II. Lineage: Eukaryota; Metazoa; Chordata; Testudines; Emydidae. Gene Ontology annotation, cellular component: chromatin; Sin3-type complex. The record is from RefSeq and is a predicted model, not a curated record.